CACCGGAGCGGCGAGCGGCGAGCGGCGGCGGCGGAGGAGGAGGUGGUGGCCGAGGCGAGCUCGCGCGUCACUCCACUCCCCCCCUCCCGGCCGAUCUCCCUCUGGCCAGAUUCCGUUCGGGAGCUGGGGGCGCGGGCACACACUUGCUCCAUCAAGAGGAGGAUGACCCCCGCGCAGGAUCCCUUCUACAUCGUCAAGGACGAGAUCCAGGACUCGAUAGACAGAGUUCAAGAUACUUUUCACCAGUGGAAGCAAACACCUGAAAACACUGGAGAAUACGUGCAUCUGACAAAAGAGCUAAUAGCAAGCUGUGAAAGUAUCCAAUGGCAGGUGGUUGAACUGGAGAAAGCUAUUUCAGUUGCUGAGAGAGAUCCAGCUUACUAUGGACUGAAUGAUGUUGAAAUAGGGAAAAGGAGAAACUGGACUAGCACUGCUCGUAACCAGGUGGUCUCCAUAAGGCGGUACAUUGAAACUGGAAAACAAAAGAAUGCGUACAGUCGUUCAGCCAAUCCUUCUGAAUUAGUUAGGUCCAAGCAGCACAUCGCGCAAGACAAUGAUGACUUCAUUGCUUCAGAAUCCGACCAGCAGAUGCUCCUGAUCAAGCGACAGGACGAGGAAUUGGAUGAGCUUAGUGCUAGUGUCCAGCGAAUUGGAGGUGUAGGCCUCACCAUACACGAUGAACUUAUUGGACAGGAAAAACUUUUGGAUGAGCUAAGUCUCGACAUGGAAACUACGUCCAAUAGGCUCGACUUUGUGCAGAAAAGGGUGGCCAUGGUCCUGAAGAAGGCCAGCUUGAAAGGGCAGAUCAUGAUGAUAGCAUUCUUGGUGGUUCUUUUCAUCAUUCUUUUCGUUUUGGUGUUCUUGACUUGAGAAAUUCGGCUUGUAGUUUCGUUCUUGUUGAGUUCAGAACUAUACCGGAGUGCAGAGUUUUGAUUCAUUGUGUAUUCUGAUCAAGUGCAGAGAACUGACGGCUUAAGUACAUUCCAUGUAAUUGCGUCGGUAGUUUCUUCCUUUUGAAACUGGCUCAGCCCAAGUGAUAUAUGAUUCUUUUCCCCUGCA
Messenger RNA from Oryza brachyantha (malo sina), 1059 nucleotides. RefSeq names its product syntaxin-61-like. The transcript is spliced from 7 exons. NCBI's taxonomy places the organism in Eukaryota, Viridiplantae, Streptophyta, Magnoliopsida, Poales, Poaceae. Gene Ontology annotation, cellular component: membrane. Gene Ontology annotation, biological process: Golgi vesicle transport. The record is from RefSeq and is a predicted model, not a curated record. The coding region runs from base 163 to 870 and encodes 235 amino acids.